Messenger RNA from Punica granatum (pomegranate), 800 nucleotides. NCBI's taxonomy places the organism in Eukaryota, Viridiplantae, Streptophyta, Magnoliopsida, Myrtales, Lythraceae. The record is from RefSeq and is a predicted model, not a curated record.
ACCUUCCCUCUGCUCUCCGAAAUUCUCCGCCAAAAAAGGAAAAAAAAAAAAAAAAAAAAAAGGCCCGAAGAAGACGAAUUCCGUUCUCAGAGAAAUCCUUCUGGUGAAAAUGGGUUUCCCGGUGGGCUACACCGAAGUGUUCUUGCCGAAGCUGUUCCUCAACGCGCUCUCCUUCCUCGGAAUCCUCCGCGGCCUCAUCGCCUCCCUCUUCAACUUCCUUGGCCUCUCCGACUUCCUCGAGCCCGAUCCUGUGUUCCUCGAUCCUCCCCACCGGUCCCCCGACUGCCCGCCGGUCUCCGCCCUCCUCAUCCGGGAGCUCCUCCCCGUCGACCGGUUUGAGGACGGGGCGGACCCGCCCGGCAGCUGCGCGGUGUGCCUCUACGAGUUCGAGGCCGGGGAGGAGAUACGGCGGCUCAGGAACUGCAGGCACGUGUUCCACCGGAACUGCCUCGACCUCUGGAUGGACUGCGAUCAGAUGACAUGCCCGCUGUGCAGGACCCAGUUCGUGCCCGACGGGAUGGAGGAGGAGUUCAACCAGCGGCUCUGGGCCGCUUCCGGGGUCGCCGUUAACAGCGGCGAAGGCGAUUUCUACUGCGAGUACAGUUCAGUUUAGGAUGAGGAGGAAGAGAGGGAGAAAGAGAGAGGGGCUUGGCAAUGAGAAGUUGUGUAUAGAUGGAAAGGCUUGGGUGUGUAAGUAUCAGACUGAUCAAUAAGAGAAAAAAUUUUGGAUCCUUUUUUUUUUUUUUAAAUUCAGAAAUCAAAUCUCCUACAAAACAGAUACAUACACACACACACUCACA